Messenger RNA from Pyricularia pennisetigena, 2241 nucleotides. RefSeq lists its product as uncharacterized. Gene Ontology annotation, molecular function: zinc ion binding; DNA-binding transcription factor activity, RNA polymerase II-specific. Gene Ontology annotation, biological process: regulation of DNA-templated transcription. The transcript has 9 exons. NCBI's taxonomy places the organism in Eukaryota, Fungi, Ascomycota, Sordariomycetes, Magnaporthales, Pyriculariaceae. The coding region runs from base 1 to 2241 and encodes 746 amino acids. The record is from RefSeq and is a predicted model, not a curated record.
AUGACCGAAGCCAUGCCCCAGUCCGGGUCAGAUGCCGGGUCAGGCCCCGGCGCCCACCCUGGCGGUGUUCGAAAGAAGUUCGCAACACCCCCAGCGAAGCUUGCCUGUCUUGCGUGCAGAGCUUCGCGAACUAGAUGCAACGGUGGCCGCCCAUGUGCCAGUUGUCAGUCCAAAGGCCGAGAAUGCGUUUACAUGCCCAGCAAGCGUGGCGGCGCCCGUGUGCGCAAGAAGCCAAAGCAGAAUUCCGAAUCCGCGGCGCAACAGCAAUCUCUCCCCGAGGUACCUGAAAUACCUCAGGAGCCCAUCUCCAUCGAGCGCUAUAUUGAUCCGGGCGCUGGUCUCAAGCAGCUCGGUGACUAUUACCCAGACAGUGAUUUGAUCUUUGAUAGCUUGUUCAUGAACGACGCAUCAAGUUACUUGGCAAAUGAAACCGGCCUGGGUCCGUCGCCACAGCCUCCAGUGCCGACAGUGCCAAUGGUUCGCACGUAUAAGGACAACGUGUCAAUACUCAAUGCCUAUUACGUUUAUAUACAUCCUUACUUUCCCAUUCUUCCCCCACCAACCACAACCCCCUUGGACAACCCUGUGGCGAGGUUUCAAAACCAGCCAUCAGACUUUGAAGGCGAUUUCGAACCGACGUCCGCCAUAGCGCUCGCCAUCUCCGCGGUGCUAGCUCUUAUACCAUGCGCCAAUGAUAUUAAUCACGCCACCCCGGAAUCGCUGCGCUUCCGUCGAACGUAUGCGCAACUCAUGGCGCAGAGCGCGAUCGAGCACAUCGAGGAGGAGGAUGAGAUUCCAGAAUCAUCCACUAUACCUCAGGAGGCCCUGUCCUACGAAGCACCGCCUUCUCCGCCGACCCGAUCAUUGUUUCACCCCGAUUUGCCUCAGGAAUUAGAAAACAUCAUCGCGCUGGAUAUAUUGAGUGUCUACGAAUAUGGCCAACGAGGAAACCUGAGGAAGAUGCAGAGUCGCGCAGGCCAAGCCUUCUUCGACGCGAUGGCUCUCAACCUUCACAACUGCACUGAGGAGGACCGCUUUUCAGAAGCUCGGAGGAGGGUGUGGUGGAUGACGUAUAUAUGUAUCUGCCAGGGCUCGAUCGUCAGCAACACGAAGCCAACAUUUGCGCCAUUCGCGUCAAGCUUCACGGCGAAAUUCCCUGUCAUCCUAUCGGAUCCCGAGGCUUUCCCUACUUUUGUGCAAGCUCAACAGGCCAUUCUAUCUGCCACACAAUUUGUGAUAGACCUCAACAAGACACUCAAGGAUAACGGAGACAUGUCGAGAAUAUACCAACGAAUGCAGGAGCUGGAAACAAUGCUUGAGACCUUGAUCCUACAGUCCGAAGCUUUCGCGACGCGGCCAAUGACAACAACGACAGUCAACACUGCAGAGGAGCUGGUGGGACACACCCUGAGGUGCAUGUCACGCAUCAAACUCAACAGCGCCAGGAUCAAAGUCCACCGUUACUGUGCAUUUUUUGAUCUUCCUGUUUUUACUGGAAAACACUGCGAUCUCAAGUCCAAGAACGGAAACGAUGCGAACCAGGAACCUCGUCGAUGGCACACAUGUUCCUGCAGUCCCUGGGCUCCCACGCCUUCCACAACGUCGGUUACAUCUCCAGCCGAUAGUGCCAGUCAGGCCAACAUGUCGCCAGCUGCCAGUUCGAUGCAGGGGUCCAUGCCAUCCCCCAGAUCCGAGGUCGGCGUCAGCACGCCGGGUUCGGUCAUGACUACGUGCCCUUUCAGCAGUCACGAAUCCGCAAAGAUCUGUCUCCGGUCUGCGCUCAAUAUCGCCGCCGAUUUCGACAGGAUGCCGUACCCGAACCCGUCAGCAUUGCCUCCGUUCCCUAGCAACCACGGCGCGGCUCCAGGGGCCGUGGGGAACGGAAACGCUAGUGACAGCCCCGUCUUCUACCUAUCCCCGACCUCGACCAUCGUUGCGCCACGGACCAUGCCAUCAUUUGCUUGCUGCGCCAUGCAGUGCGCCUACUCUCUGCUCAUGGUGCACGAAAAGACCAAGGCGCUAUAUCCAUACUCGUACCCGGGGCCAGCAAACGUCGAGUCCAUGAACGCAGAUAGGGCUAACGGCGGGCCACUAGUCAGCAACCUGCUUGUCAGGCUCCAGCAGGGUUUGAUGAGCAUUCUUGGCACGCUGGAGAACUAUGGAACUGCUUUUGAGGCGCUGGGCGGCAUGCGAGAUCAAAUACGGAACGCUAUUGAGCCGACUAUGGCAUUGCAGUACUGA